Molecule: messenger RNA, 384 nt
Organism: Rhizoctonia solani
Lineage: Eukaryota; Fungi; Basidiomycota; Agaricomycetes; Cantharellales; Ceratobasidiaceae
Product: ribosomal protein L7Ae/L30e/S12e/Gadd45 family
Exons: 3
Coding region: 1-384 (127 amino acids)
Cellular component (GO): cytosolic large ribosomal subunit
Molecular function (GO): RNA binding; structural constituent of ribosome
Source: RefSeq, a predicted model, not a curated record
AUGGCUCCCGUCAAGAAGUCCAAGUCGCUCAAGUCCAACGAGUCGCUCAAUGCGAAGCUCGCUCUUGCCGUCAAGUCCGGCAAGUACUUCCUUGGGUACAAGAGUGCCUCAAGCAGAUGCGCUCUGGAAAGGGUGAGUCUAUUUUACUUAUACCUCCAGGGACUGGAGCCCAAGCUCAUCUUGAUCGCUGGUAACUGCCCUCCUCUGCGCAAAUCGGAGAUCGAAUACUAUGCCAUGUUGUCCAAGACUCAUGUGCACCACUUCAACGGCACUAACAUUGCCCUUGGAACUGCUGCUGGAAAACUCUUCCGUGUCGGUGUCAUGACCGUCACCGACCAAGGUGACUCUGAUCUGCUUACUGUUGCCGAGGCUGGCUCUCAGUGA